UCCCACAUUUUCAUUUUGUACACCAUUUUCCGUUUUCCACAUUCUGGCUCGUGGAGAUGACCUCCCAACAGUAUCCCCCUUCGUCAUCAUCCCUCCAAUUCCAAAUCCAAUUCAAACCCACUUCAAAACUUCGCCUAUAUAUCCAACCCAUUUGGUAAAAAUGCAAACUUGGAGCCUUUGAAGAAGAAAAAAAAUGGAGGCUUUCGAUCUUGAUCUCAACUGUGCGGUUGUUUCUUCGGGCGUUUGUGAUUCUCAGGAGGAGAGUUAUGCGUCGGGCAGGAGCUGUGAGGUUGAGAAUGGGGGGGGAGGGUUUUGGAAGUUUCCAUUUUCGUGUGAGUCUAUGACCAGAAGCUCAGAGACUGAUGUUGCGGAUGGGAAUUAUGCCACUUCUGAUUUCAGUGAUGGUUUUGUUGUUGAAAAUAACAUUAAUGAGUCGUCUCUAAAUCACAUUCCCCACCCCAACCCUAGUAGUUGUUCCAAUGCUGCUAGUGGGGCUCAGUCUAGACUCUGUGCCAGAGGUCAUUGGAGGCCAGCUGAGGACACCAAGUUGAGAGAACUUGUGGCUCUUUAUGGCCCCCAGAACUGGAACCUCAUUGCUGAGAAGUUGGAGGGAAGAUCUGGCAAGAGUUGCAGAUUGAGAUGGUUUAACCAGUUGGAUCCAAGGAUCAACAGAAGGGCAUUUAACGAGGAGGAAGAAGACAGGCUAAUGCAAGCUCAUCGAAUAUACGGAAACAAAUGGGCCAUGAUAGCAAGACUUUUCCCUGGAAGAACUGAUAAUGCUGUAAAGAAUCAUUGGCACGUCAUAAUGGCCAGGAAAUAUAGAGAACAGUCUCGUUCCUACCGAAGGAGGAAGCUCAGCCAGUCUGUUUACAGAAAAAUGGAACAAGAUUUGAGUUUCCUUAAUCUCCCCAAAGAUGGAGACAACCCACACACGUCUACUUGUAGUUCCCCUUUUGGAAACUUUCAGGCUUCUGUUGGAGGACUUGAUUAUGGCUUUUUGACCCAAAUGCCCAUUGGUGGAGAAGGAGAAAAGCCAAUUUCCAAUAACCAUCCUUAUUUCGCCUCAUGUGCACAGCUUUCAGCUUUUAAUGCCCUUCCAGAUCCCAAGAGCCGAUUAUGGGAUGGAACAGGCAAUGGGUUUUUGAAACCACGUAGCCACCACCAGUAUCAGCCGUGCAACACGGCGGCUCCGCCGUCUAGCCACGGCGUCGGGGGCUCACAAGCACACACCGCAUCUCACGUUGUAAGAGGUGGAUCUUCGUCCGUUACGGCGGAGACGACCAAAUCACCGCCACCAUUCAUCGACUUUCUUGGAGUUGGAGCCACAUGAAGAAAGCGAAAUCUGAGACAAUUAAAUAGAGGAAAAAAAAAUAUCUCAGAUUAUUGGAGCGUAGAUUAUCCCACUGCUGUGUCUUGUAGUCAAUGAUAGCCCUCCUCCCAAGAAAAAAAAAUGGAAAAAUUAGAAUUAGAAUUAGAGGUUAUUAAAUCGUACAGAGUGGUGACAGUGAAAUUUGAGUGCUGGAACAUAUGUUGAUAUAUUCACAUAAUAGACAAUAUGUGUCCCUAAAUAUUCUUGUUUUUUUCCCUUA
Momordica charantia (bitter melon) is the source of this 1589-nucleotide messenger RNA. RefSeq names its product myb domain protein 117 (gene MYB117). NCBI's taxonomy places the organism in Eukaryota, Viridiplantae, Streptophyta, Magnoliopsida, Cucurbitales, Cucurbitaceae. Gene Ontology annotation, biological process: regulation of DNA-templated transcription. The record is from RefSeq and is a predicted model, not a curated record. Gene Ontology annotation, molecular function: DNA-binding transcription factor activity, RNA polymerase II-specific; RNA polymerase II cis-regulatory region sequence-specific DNA binding. Gene Ontology annotation, cellular component: nucleus.